Fusarium poae is the source of this 552-nucleotide messenger RNA. RefSeq lists its product as uncharacterized. The record is from RefSeq and is a predicted model, not a curated record. Bases 1 to 552 code for a protein of 183 amino acids. Lineage: Eukaryota; Fungi; Ascomycota; Sordariomycetes; Hypocreales; Nectriaceae. The transcript has a single exon. Gene Ontology annotation, molecular function: acyltransferase activity, transferring groups other than amino-acyl groups.
AUGGAUAGGCCACAGACUGUUGUUAAAAUCCCUUCUGCAGAUGAUGCGAGCGAUAAAACUCUGACUAGUACCCUCGCCAACAUCGUCAACACAUCUUACAAGAUAGCGGAAAGCGAUAUCUUUGUUCCUUCAUACCAACGCACGUCAGAGACAGAGAUCGCACAAUUCAUUCGAAACGGCCAACUUGCCGUCGCAUACCUCGUCUCUAGCAAUGAACCUAUCGGAUGUGUCUUCAUUAAAUUACUCACACCCACUCUUGGGGACUUUGGGAUGCUUGCGCUGGAUACCAAAUAUCAAGGCACUGGUCUUGGACGUCAGCUGACUGUCUUCGCCGAGGACGAGUGCCGACGACGGGGUUGCACAACUAUGCAGCUUGAAAUCCUAGUUCCGUCAACAUUUCAUCACGAGGGAAAGGCAAGGUUAUUGGGUUGGUACGGCAGAAUGGGAUAUAAACUUGUGAAGUUGGGAAACUUUGGGGACGAUUACCCUGAUCUGUUCAACUUGUUAGCUGGACCAACGGAAUAUAGAGUUUGCGAAAAGAGUCUUGUCUGA